CCGCUCACUUCCGCCGCCGCCACCUACUCCUCGCUGCCGCCGCGGAGCCCGGGAGAACCGCGCGCGCUUGGGACGCUUCCGGUUGCACUUCCGCUUCCGGCGCGGCCGCCGUGCCGGCUGAGGGCAGCGCAGCGGCGGCGGCGGUUCCGGGCCCUGCUCCGCUCCCGCGCCGCGCUGCUCCCCGCUGCCCUCACGGCGGACUCCGCCGGGCCUUUCCCCGUGCCCGGUCCUGCCGCUGCCCUGGGCCGAGGCGGCGGCGCUGCCCCCCAUGAGGAUGGAGGCCCGGGAGGCGGCGCGGGCCCGGCCCGGCCCGGCCUUCAAGGGCUUCGGCGGCGAGAGCAAGUUUUUCCUCCCCAAACUCAGCAGCUUCUCCUGCCCUGCUGGGAACUCCUCCUGCUCCCUCAGCUACGCCCCAGAAAUUCCUGAAAGAUUCCUGGGAGCCAACGGGCAGUGGAGGAGCUCCAAGCCCCGGGGCAGCCGAGGCUCCUUCCUGGAGACCCGGAAAAAUUCCAGCAGCAAUUCCAGCACUUUUGGGGGAAAAUCCGCCCUCCACGGAGCCUCCUUCCCCCUGAAGCCGGCCCCGAGCCCCUCCUGGAGCCGCCGCAGCCCCAAGAAGGCCCCGCGGCGCUUCCUGAGCGCGGCCGAGGAGACAGUGCGGGAGGAGGAGCGGGAGAUUUACCGGCAGCUGCUGCAGAUGGUGACUGGGAAGAGAUUCUCCAGCUGCAAACCCUCCCCAGUGCUCCCCUUCCACCUCUCCCGCUGUCCCCGUUCCGGCCCCUCCCUGCCCCAGGAGGCUCCCAGGGAUGAUCCCGAGGCACUGGAAAUUCACAAAAUUCCAGGUCCUGUUCCACAUUCCCCAGAGCCGCCCCAGAAUUCCCAAAAUCCCCCCCUAGGCCCCUCUCCAGGCUUUCCUGGGGGGUUCCAGCCCCGGAAUUCCACGGCCCCACAGCAGCGGGAGGAGGAGCCGGGAGCCGAGGCGCAGAGUGAAGGGUCAGAUUCCGUCAUUUUGCUCAAGGUCAAGGAUUCCAGGACUCCAGCUCCAAGCCUCCCCUUUUUCCAGGCCGAGCUGUGGAUCAAAGAGCUGACCAGUGUCUAUGAUUCCCGAGCCAGAGAGAGGUGGAGGCAAAUAGAGGAGCAGAAAGCUCUGGCCCUGCAGCUCCAGAGCCAGCGCCUCCAGGAGCGGGAGCGCUCCGUGCAGGACUUGGUGGAUCUGCACCUGCGCGUGCCCCUGGAGAAGGAGAUCCCGGUGGCCGUGGGGCCCGAGGGGCCCGAGCGCGCCCGCCCCGGCCAGGCCGACGACGACUUCCCCGAGAUCACCGAGGAAAUGGAGAAGGAAAUCAAGAGCCUGUUCCGAGGAGGGAACCAGGACGAGGUGCUGAGCGAGGCUUUCCGCCUGACCAUCACCAGGAAGGACAUCCAGACCCUCAACAACCUCAACUGGCUCAACGACGAGAUCAUCAAUUUCUACAUGAAUCUGCUGAUGGAGAGGAGCAAGGACAAGGAUUUGCCUGCAGUUCAUGCCUUCAACACCUUUUUCUUCACCAAAUUAAAGACUGCAGGGUACCAAGCUGUGAAAAGAUGGACAAAAAAAGUGGAUAUUUUCUCUGUGGAUCUGCUCCUGGUGCCCAUCCACCUGGGAGUGCACUGGUGCCUGGCUGUCGUGGAUUUCAGGAAAAAAACCAUCACCUACUACGAUUCCAUGGGGGGGAUCAACAGUGAGGCCUGCAGGAUCCUGCUGCAGUACCUGAAACAGGAAAGUUUGGAUAAGAAAAGGAAGGAAUUCGACACCAAUGGAUGGGCCCUGCUGAGCAAGAAGAGCCAGGAGAUCCCGCAGCAGAUGAACGGCAGCGACUGCGGGAUGUUCGCGUGCCGCUACGCCGAGUGCAUCUCCAAGGACAAACCCAUCAACUUCACCCAGCAACACAUGCCCUACUUCCGGAAGAGGAUGGCCUGGGAAAUCCUGCACAGGAAGCUCCUCUGAUGCCAGAAAAAUCCUGAAAUUCCACGGAUUUGGAUCAGAAGAAUCCCAGGAUUCUCCUGGGGAUGCAGCCAAGGAACUCCGGGUCCUGCUCUUCCCAAAACCCCCCCCGAUUUGGGGGGGAAUAGAAAAGUUUGGAAGCACAGUUGGGAUUUUUUGGAGUUUUUCCCUCUUUUUUGAGAUUCCAGGAUGGAUUUUUCCCACUUUUCGGUCUGCUGGGAUGGGGAAAUUUGGGAAUUUUGGGCUUUUUGGAGGUGGAUUUCUGGGAAAAGGGCGGCGCCUCUGUGGAUUUGGGUUGGGAAAAUUCCGAUUUGGGAAUGGAGGGGGAAGGGUUUGGUUCUGGAGGGAAUUUCUGGGGAUCAUUCCCAUUUUUUCCACCUCAUUCCCAAAGCUUGGGGAUUUUAUCCAUGGAAGAACCUGGAUUGGGAUCCCUGGGAAUAAUUACUUCUUAAAUCCCAUUUUUCUUCCCCAAUUCCUGCUUUUGGGUGUUUCUUCCAGGAUUAAGCUUUGGAAUGCCAGAAUUCCUCUGGAUUUACACCCAAACUUUGCUUUCCCAAGGGAUAAAUCCCAAAACCUGAGCAAAAUCUGGUAUUUUUGGAGAAUUUUGGGGUAUUUUCCCCUCCCUUUCAGGCUGCUUCAUCCCAGCAGCUCCUGUUGCUUUUUCCAGUUGCUUUUCCCACUUUUUCCUGGAAAUAAAUCCUCCCAAAUCCCAAGAACUGCAGAACCAUGGGGAAAACCCCAAAAUCCUGGAAUUCCUUCAAGUUUUCCCAAAAAAAAAGCCAGGAUUUAUUUGGGGAACUUUGCCCACCACUUUCCCUGGAUUAAUUUAUUCCCAAAUUUUUUGGAGCUUCCCAAGCCUCUGGAUUUCCUCUUCCUGGUGGAAAAGAAGAUUUUUAAGAAGAAAAGUGGGGGAAAAUCCCAAGUUUUUGUAUUUUCCCUCUCCUGCAGGAGCUGGGAAUUUUUUCUAUUUUUCCCAAGCUGGGAGCUGAAGUUUUGUACUGAAUUCCCAAAUUUUUGGAGCCCUCUUUCCUGGUUUUUCCCAGCCCUUUGUGUCCCUUUGCAUCCCAAAAUCCCUCCCCUGUUUUAUACCAGAUUCAUUUCCUACUUUUUUUUAUCUUUUAUUGAAAUUAAAAGAUCUGAAAAAAACAAACCAAA
Passer domesticus (house sparrow) is the source of this 3133-nucleotide messenger RNA. It is a transcript of the gene SENP1, whose product is annotated as SUMO specific peptidase 1. The coding region runs from base 269 to 1981 and encodes 570 amino acids. Gene Ontology annotation, biological process: protein desumoylation; proteolysis. Gene Ontology annotation, cellular component: nucleus. Gene Ontology annotation, molecular function: deSUMOylase activity. The record is from RefSeq and is a predicted model, not a curated record. The transcript has 16 exons. NCBI's taxonomy places the organism in Eukaryota, Metazoa, Chordata, Aves, Passeriformes, Passeridae.